Molecule: messenger RNA, 795 nt
Organism: Branchiostoma floridae (Florida lancelet)
Lineage: Eukaryota; Metazoa; Chordata; Leptocardii; Amphioxiformes; Branchiostomatidae
Exons: 7
Coding region: 1-795 (264 amino acids)
Source: RefSeq, a predicted model, not a curated record
AUGCCGCUGCUGAGAGGACCGAGCGACAUGCAAGCCCUGAAGAUGACCUGUCUUCUGUCUCUUCUUCUCUUCGUGCCGUUACAACAGACUGCAUCCGCAGCUGUUCCGGCACCACAGGCAGAGCUAUCAGAAGACAACCCUGCCCUGGUGGAUAGAGUUAUCGACAGUGUCCUCACAGACAAUGGUGAUGAGCUGGACAGUGCCCUGAGAGAAGUCAGAGGCCGCUUGGAUGAACAAGAAGAAUAUGCCAAUUCCAAUACUGAAGAUGCCCAGGUCAACGGAAAAGAGAAAAAGAACAUCUUUACGUCUCAGUUAAAGGAGAUGCUGGACUCUGUGUUGAGCCCAAAUGAUAAGAAACAUGAGACAAAAGCGGAGUCGUCACUACAUGAGGAAACCGACGAAAAGUCUACUUCUGGACAAAACAUACAAGAUGUUACCGAGAAGAGGAACACUGGGUUGGAUUCGGAAAAAGAACAGGAUGCCAAUGGGAAAGAGAAGAAGACCAUCACAACGCCACAGCUAAAGGAAAUUUUGAAGAAUGUCCUGGACCACAACACCUUGAAUCAUCCGUUAGCAGGGGCCAAGCGUGACCAAAGCACGGCAGAAGAAACAAUGCACGUUGCAGACAACGCUGUUGAGACGAUACCUGUUGCAGAAAACAUGGUUGGUUCCGGUCCUAACACACACGAGAAGAAGAGUGCAAAAGUCUUCUUGGCUCAGGCUGCGAAGGACAUCGGCACAAAGUAUCAGUUGAUGAUCUCAUCAGGUUGGACGUUUGGGACCGCACAUAUAUGA